UUGCACAGCAGAAGUUUGUUGAGGAAAAUACAAACUUUCAAUAUUCUAGAUGCAAACAAAUAUCGGACAAUGUCUUGUGCGAGGCGCUUAAUUUAAGCAAAGGGUCACAUGACAAGGCAAGUCUAUGGCCUGCAGGUCCAUUUGCAAUUUCUAUGUCACAAUACGGGUGUCCAGAGUCUGGGAGUCGUGGAUGGACACAUAGCGUAUUAGAUUUGAGAAUUGAAAACAAUAAACCGGAGAAGAAGAGGCAAAUAAAGCUAUGUGUUAAAAUGCGAAAUGAUGCUGAACUUGACACCGAAAGUUGGAUUCCUGGAAGAUAUACCAUUUUCAAGAUUGGAGAGAAAUGCCCAACAGGUUUUAGAGAUAGAAAAAAACAAACAACCUUCUCUGAAUAUGAUUCGUACGGAAUCAUUCCGAACAUCUCAGUUUACGAGACAGGAAAAUCAAAGAUGAAGAAAUUGAGUAUAGCGACGUGUGACAAAAUCUACACAGAAUCAGAUGUAAUCGAAAGCAAUGUUACGUUUGGAAUGCUGAAAACAAAUUUCAAAUUGAUAAAGAAAGGAACCACGUGUCCAAUGUCCACUUCUUCUACAGAGCGAAAAUAUUUCUGCGGCAUUGUCCCAGUUGCUGAUGAUUUAGUUGACGGGGCGGCACAGUUGGUUUCGGGCUUCGACGUGUAUUGGAACCUUAAUUCAAAACGUAACGGUGUAAAAUUAAAGAAAAUUUACUGGGAAUGGUAUCAAAUUGACUUGCGGCGUUCUAUGCAUGUGUCUAGAAUUGAAAUGGUUUUCGAUGACAAAAACGAGCAAAAAUUCCGACAAUGCUGGCAUAGCGAGAUGAAUUGGGGAUUUCUUUAUGGUGAAGCACUGAAGUGCAUUUAUACAUACAAGAAUGAUCACUUGUUCUUAAGACAUGUUCGUGCUCGUUACAUCGCCUUGGAUUUUGAAGUCUUGACUUCAUCAUUGUCAGCAUCGAAAUCGCAACUGAUGAGUCAAGCAUCAUUUAAGAUCUAUACAGUGGAUCCGGAAUCCAUGGAUGGAGAAUUAUGUAAUGAAGAUCUUGGAAUGAGUGAUGGGAGUAUUCAAAAUAAUCAAAUAUUUGUCUCAUCAAGGUCAGAACGUUAUCAACCUUUCAAUUUAAGACCUUCCUCAGAUGGUUGGUGCAAUGAUAAAGUGAAGGAUGCAUAUCCCUGGAUUAUGGUUGAUUUAAUAGUAGUAACGAAAAUUGAAGGGGUUACAAUAUAUGCUUCAAAUGGAGCAAAUAUUCAUUCAAGAGGAAGCUGGGACUCAUUCUAUCUUCUGUAUGGGAAUCAGACAAAUAACUUAAACAUUUAUAGCAAAAAGUUGAAAACUGAUUUUGACCAAUCAACGUCUCGCAAGAAUAGAUCAUUUUUGCUUCAAAACUCAGUUACUGCACGUUUAAUCAAGUUGGAAUUAAAUGAAAGUGACGAGGCGGAAGAAAUAUGUCUUCAAUUUGAAAUUCAUGGGUGUAAACUUUCAGGAAUACCAAUCUCGCCGGAAUGUGUCCACAAAAUAAAAACACAUGUCAGUGAUACACACUACGACGAAAUCUCGGGGGACGGUGCAGAUUUCACUUUAUCAAGUGAUUAUUUGUCUAUUAACUAUUUCAACGAAUAUAAAGAUGAUACGACCAUAGAUCACUCAGCAGAUUAUGACGACAAUGUCAAAAAUUUCUCGCCACAGAUUGAACCAAACAAGGACUCAAUACAGAUUGACAUUAAACAUUUAACAGCUAAAACGUGUACGAUAGAUGCUGUUGACCUGUUUCCAAGUUUUAUAGAGGGUAAUACAACGAUAAUUACGAACGCAUUAUAUGUUCAAAAGGCUUCAGUAAUAAUGUCUAUAGGCUAUCCAUAUCUAACAGGAAGUGACUACUGUUAUUCAUGGAUAAUAGAUUUUAAUCAUCAGCACUAUGUGAAAUUAAUCUUCACAAACAUCACGCUGAACCAGUUGAACCAAAUG
This is a messenger RNA of Ruditapes philippinarum (Manila clam), 1982 nucleotides long. RefSeq lists its product as uncharacterized. The record is from RefSeq and is a predicted model, not a curated record. The annotation marks the transcript as partial. The transcript has 15 exons. Lineage: Eukaryota; Metazoa; Mollusca; Bivalvia; Venerida; Veneridae.